Molecule: messenger RNA, 1201 nt
Organism: Oryctolagus cuniculus (rabbit)
Lineage: Eukaryota; Metazoa; Chordata; Mammalia; Lagomorpha; Leporidae
Gene: AKR1C5
Product: aldo-keto reductase family 1, member C1 (dihydrodiol dehydrogenase 1; 20-alpha (3-alpha)-hydroxysteroid dehydrogenase)
Molecular function (GO): oxidoreductase activity
Source: RefSeq, marked provisional
AGGCAAUGGAUCCCAAAUUUCAGCGUGUGGCGUUAAGUGACGGUCACUUCAUUCCUGUACUGGGAUUUGGCACCUAUGCACCUGAAGAGGUCCCUAAGAGCAAAGCUAUGGAAGCCACCAAAAUAGCUAUUGAUGCUGGGUUCCGCCACAUUGAUUCCGCUUAUUUUUACAAAAAUGAAAAAGAAGUAGGUCUGGCCAUCCGAAGCAAGAUUGCAGAUGGCACUGUGAAGAGAGAAGAUAUAUUCUACACUUCAAAGCUUUGGUGCACUUUUCAUAGACCAGAGCUGGUCAGACCAAGCUUGGAAGACUCACUGAAAAAUCUUCAAUUGGACUAUGUUGAUCUCUACAUUAUUCAUUUUCCAACAGCUCUGAAGCCUGGGGUGGAGAUUAUUCCAACAGAUGAACAUGGAAAGGCAAUAUUUGACACAGUGGAUAUCUGUGCCACCUGGGAGGCCAUGGAGAAAUGCAAAGAUGCAGGAUUGGCCAAGUCCAUCGGGGUAUCCAACUUCAACCGCAGGCAGCUAGAGAUGAUUCUGAACAAGCCAGGGCUCAAGUACAAGCCUGUCUGCAACCAGGUGGAAUGUCAUCCCUAUCUCAACCAGGGCAAACUGCUGGAAUUCUGCAAGUCAAAAGGCAUUGUUCUGGUUGCCUACAGUGCUCUGGGAUCACACAGAGAACCAGAAUGGGUGGACCAGAGUGCCCCAGUUCUCCUGGAAGAUCCACUCAUUGGUGCCUUGGCAAAAAAGCACCAGCAAACUCCAGCCCUGAUUGCCCUUCGCUACCAGCUGCAGCGUGGGAUUGUGGUCCUGGCCAAGAGUUUCACUGAGAAGCGAAUCAAAGAGAACAUUCAGGUAUUUGAAUUCCAGUUGCCUUCAGAGGACAUGAAAGUCAUAGAUAGUCUGAACAGAAAUUUUCGAUACGUUACUGCUGAUUUUGCUAUUGGACAUCCAAAUUACCCAUUUUCUGAUGAAUAUUAAUAUCGAAGCCUUUGUCAGACUUCUACCAGAAGACCCUUUCUUGUGAAUCAUGAUGCAGGAGACACCUCAGAUGCUGGUGAAUGGGCACCUCUCUUCUGAUUAAUCCAUGCUGAUUAGCAACUCACACUCAGCUAGAGCUAAAUCCACAAAGUGGGAAGCCUUGGCACUACAUUUUGUCACUUCCUGAAAAAUAAAAUAAUGUUUAUUAAAAAUGCUUAACUACC